This is a messenger RNA of Loxodonta africana (African savanna elephant), 10878 nucleotides long. RefSeq names its product protein phosphatase 1 regulatory subunit 21 (gene PPP1R21). Lineage: Eukaryota; Metazoa; Chordata; Mammalia; Proboscidea; Elephantidae. Bases 46 to 2397 code for a protein of 783 amino acids. The transcript is spliced from 22 exons. The record is from RefSeq and is a predicted model, not a curated record. Gene Ontology annotation, cellular component: early endosome; membrane.
GCCGAGCGGCCUGGGCAACCUUGCCUGGACGGGGCGGGGGAGGCCAUGGCCUCGGCAGAGUUGCAGGGGAAGUACCAGAAGCUGGCUCAGGAGUACUCGAAGCUUCGGGCUCAAAAUCAGGUCCUGAAAAAAGGUGUUGUGGAUGAACAAGCAAAUUCUGCUGCUUUAAAGGAACAACUAAAAAUGAAGGAUCAGUCAUUGAGAAAGCUACAACAGGAGAUGGACAGUUUGACAUUUCGAAAUCUGCAGCUUGCCAAGAGGGUAGAACUGCUUCAGGAUGAGCUGGCUCUAAGUGAACCCCGAGGCAAGAAAAACAAGAAAAGUGGAGAAUCUUCCUCUCAGUUGAGUCAAGAGCAGAAGAGCGUCUUUGAUGAAGAUCUGCAGAAGAAGAUAGAAGAGAACGAACGCUUGCAUAUACAAUUUUUUGAAGCCGACGAGCAGCACAAGCAUGUGGAGGCAGAGCUGAGGAGCCGGCUGGCCACGCUGGAGAUGGAGGCCACCCAGCACCAAGCAGUGGUCGACGGCCUGACGCGGAAGUACAUGGAAACCAUUGAGAAGCUGCAGAACGACAAGGCUAAACUAGAAGUAAAAUCUCAGGCCCUAGAAAAGGAGGCCAAGGAAUGUCGACUUCGAACGGAAGAAUGUCAGUUGCAGUUAAAGCAUCUUCAUGAGGAUUUGUCGGGUAGAUUAGAGGAGUCCUUAUCAAUCAUCAAUGAAAAAGUACCUUUUAAUGAUACAAAAUAUAGUCAGUAUAACGCACUGAACGUCCCGCUCCACAAUCGGAGGCAUCAGCUGAAGAUGCGGGACAUUGCUGGGCAGGCCCUGGCUUUUGUUCAAGAUCUUGUGACGGCUCUUCUGAACUUUCACACCUAUACGGAACAGAGGAUUCAGAUUUUUCCUGUUGAUUCUGCCAUCGACACUAUAUCUCCACUGAAUCAGAAGUUCUCACAAUACCUUCAUGAAAACGCGUCCUAUGUUCGCCCUCUUGAGGAAGGAAUGCUUCAUUUAUUUGAAAGCAUCACUGAGGAUACUGUGACUGUCCUGGAAACAACUGUGAAAUUGAAAACUUUUUCAGAGCAUUUAACCUCCUACAUAUGUUUUCUUAGAAAGAUUCUUCCUUAUCAGUUAAAAAGUUUAGAAGAAGAAUGUGAGUCUUCUCUGUGCACAUCUGCGCUGAGAGCCAGGAACCUAGAACUGUCUCAGGAUAUGAAAAAGAUGACAGCUGUGUUUGAGAAGCUCCAGACUUACGUCUCUCUUCUUGCCUUGCCAAGUACAGAGCCAGACGGGCUCCUUCGGACAAACUACAGCUCCGUUUUAACAAACGUGGGUGCCGCUCUGCAUGGAUUUCAUGAUGUCAUGAAAGAUAUUUCCAAACAUUACAGUCAGAAAGCUACAAUAGAGCAUGAACUACCAACAGCAACCCAGAAGCUAAUAACAACUAAUGACUGUAUCCUGUCAUCAGCAGUAGCAUUAACAAAUGGAGCAGGAAAGAUGGCCUCUUUCUUCAGCAACAACGUGGACUUCUUCGUUGCUUCACUGAGCUAUGGGCCCAAGGCAGCAGCUGGGUUCAUUAGUCCCCUGUCAGCUGAGUGUAUGCUGCAGUACAAGAAGAAAGCCGCUGCCUACAUGAAGGCUUUGAGAAAGCCCCUCUUAGAGUCUGUGCCUUAUGAAGAAGCACUGGCAAACCGCCGGGUCCUUCUGAGUUCUACUGAAAGUCGAGAAGGCCUUGCACAACAGGUUCAGCAAAGUUUGGAGAAGAUUUCUAAACUGGAGCAGGAAAAAGAACAUUGGAUGUUAGAAGCACAGUUAGCCAAAAUCAAGCUGGAGAAAGAAAACCAGCGAAUUGCAGAUAAGCUGAAGAGUACAGGGAGUGGGCAGCUGGUUGGGCUGGCCCCGGAAACUGCUGCUGUGUUGCAUGCUCCGGGCCAGGAAGAAGCCGCGGCCAAGACUGGGCCGGAGCCUGUUCAGAGCACCAGUCUGAUUGGAGUUUUGACCAAGAUCUCUGACAGUGAGGUUCCGGAUGUGGAGUCCCGUGAAGACUUAAUUAAAAAUCACUACAUGGCCAGGAUAGGGGAGCUUACAUCGCAGCUGCAGGUGGCUGAUAGUAAGUCGGUGCAUUUCUACGCCGAGUGCCGUGCACUCUCUAAAAGGCUGGCCUUGGCUGAAAAGUCCAAAGAGGCAUUGACAGAAGAGAUGAAGCUGGCCAGUCAGAACGUCAGCAGGCUUCAGGAUGAGUUGACAACCACCAAGAGGAGCUAUGAGGACCAGUUAAGUAUGAUGAGCGACCACCUGUGCAGCAUGAACGAGACCUUGUCGAAGCAGAGAGAAGAGAUCGACACGCUCAAGAUGGCCAGCAAGGUAUGGCAGGGAAAUUCUAAAAAGAACAAGAGCCGGUAGUUUACAAAUGGCUGGUUGGUGACUGUUCUUUCCAGAGCCGCUGCUGUCUGUGCCCACAGCCACGGGACCGACUCCACGUCCACGCUGGGCUCCGCGGUCAAGAAGCCGAAGUGUGGCUGGACCUAUACGCUAGUCAGUGUUGUACCUGGCUUUGAAACACUUAAAAUGUAUUUGUAACUAGUGAGGCAAAUGUAGAAUUUUACGUUAACAGUAAAGUGGAAAACAGCACACAUACCCUGGAUAUUAUAGGUUUCUUUAAGCUGUUUUUACUGUGCAAUUUUUAAAAUUAGGUUUUCAUUUCAGUAUGUAACAACAACAAAUAUUUUCUAUAUUUUCAAAACUCAGUUAUAUGGGAAUUGAUUUAGUAUGUAUGGAAUUGAUAAAUGUUUCUGGAUAAAGGGUUGCAUUGUUAAAUUGUCAUUACCUCUUGCUAUAAUUGAAAGCAGUCUCCAGAUUCCUUUUGAAGACUUCCUCAUUCUCUCUUUCUCUUUCUCGGAGAGGAAGAGAGUGGGUCUUGCAAAUUUCAGAUCUUGUGCAUUUAUUAUUAUCAUUGUCUUCAGCUCUUCUGUCACCCUGUGUUAGAAUAAUAGCUUAAGGAAAUGGAUGUCAAUAAAUUCAUACUUAUAUCAAACUUUCAGUCUCUCUAUGAAAAUUUGAUAAAGGAAACUGAAAGCCAUUAAAGGCAGAUUUACAAAAUCUACAAGGAUCCCAAAUCCCAGUUGACUUAGAUGUAAUCUUUCUAAUUCCCCAAAUUGGAACAGUUGUACAGUCAAUCCUUUAUUAAGGCUCUCAAGUUUUGCCUGGACAGCUACUUGUAACCACACUUCAAGCAAGGACCCUCGGUCCUUCAGCCUCCCCUUGGUUCAUCUCAUAUAUUAUGUAUCUCAGGAGUGUCUCUCCUAGCAUCUCCACUCCCAAAACCCUAAAUAUAUUACUCCUUUUCUGAGUGGCUUGCACAGGCCUGCUUAACCUGGAUGGUCAAGUCCCCAGAUUAGUCGAGGUGUUCCUGAAACCGCUUCCUCUCCCUCCCUGCCUGCAGCUCCACCUCCCUUGAGCUUCUCCUUGAGGCACUUGCCAGUCACCUUCCAAAACACUUUAUUCUGGUUCCCUGAGAGCCCUCAUUGGCUCUGUGCUCAGCACAAGUGCCAACUCCUUGGCCUCUGCCCAAGCCCUCAGCUGCCAGUAUAGAGAGGCUCUGGUUGCCCAGAGUCCUCACAGCAGAGAAAGGUCUGGAUCCUGCCUUGGAGAUCGCUGGGUUGUCAGUUCAGCCCCACAUUUCCCAGCCCUUCAAGUCCCCAGCCCUCUUGUCCUUUCUGUUUUCCAUCCCCUGCCCAUUUCCAGUUUUCUGUCACCUGAACCAGCUGUUUUUACUACCCUGGUGCACAGGCCCCUGAGCACUCUUACGGAAAUGUCAUGUAGCCAUGCCACCCAGCUCUGUUGCAAACCUAGGGUUUCCAGCCCUAUAGGCCUUCGGUGUUCCGUGACGGUCCUUUUGGUAUUUCUAAUCCAUUUCUGUUCAAGUUUCAAUACUGGCUACACGGCUUCUGUCCUCAAGCCCUGCCUGCCUCAUUCAGGAUCUACACAUCAAAAUCAGAGCCUGGCACAGUGAGUAUCCUUUGACCUCCACACCUGCACACACAUUCACCUGUCGUUAUUGCUUUCCUGCUUCAGGGGAUGAGGGGUCCCUGCUACCCGCAAAGCUAACCUAUCUUCCCAUGCUUGAUGCUACUCCUUUUCUAGGGCUUGACUCUUUUAUAUCUUCAAUUUCUUGUUGUGCUGACUCCUUUCCCCCAGUUUACAAACAGAUUGAACUUAUCUCUAACUUUUAUAAUACCUUCCUUCAGCCCCAGUUUAGAGUACUGACUUUGAAGCCAUACUCCCUGGGUUUGAAUCCCUAGCCUCACAAAUGAGUUACUUAGCAUUUCUGUGCAUUGGUUGCCUUCUCUGUAAAAUGAGGAUAAUAAUAGCACCUAUUGCCUAGGAAUUAAUAUUGUAAAUUGCCUAGAAGAGUACCUGGUAUAAAUGCCGAGGCCCUGGGGUAGGAGUAUACACACCUGAAAUCCAGGAGCAGCAAGGAGGCCAGCACAGUUGGAGUGGGGUGACCGGGGUGAGGGCAGCAGGAGAUGAGGUUGGCGAGGUAACCAUGGGCCAAAUAACAGUGUCAUGUAGGUCUGUGGUAGACUUUGGCUUCGCCUUUCUGAGAGUUAAUGGGAAGCCUGUGGAGGGUUGGGGACAGAGGGCUGACUUAUAUUUCAAGAGAAUUGUUGGCUGCUCUGCUGGGAAUGGAUUGUAGCGAAGCAAGGGUGGAAGCGGAGAGAUUGGUUAGGAGACUACUGCAGUAAUCCAGGUGAGAGAUGAUAGUGCCUGGGGCCAUGGUGGUACCAGUGGGAGUUGUGCAAAGUCAGGUUCUGGGUCUAUUUUGAAGGUAGAAUUGAUCAGGUUUGCUGACAGAUUUAAAAUUGUAGCUCUUUCCCCCUAUAUUCCUCUUCCCUGCUAUAUUUUACUCCUUAGUACUUAAAAUGUGAUGUACUAUUGUUGUUAGGUGCCAUUGAGUUGUUUCCAACUCGUAGCGACCCUGUGUACAACAGAACAAAACACUGCCUGGUCUGUGCCAUCCUCACAGUCAUUGCUGUGUUUGAGCUCAUUGUUGCAGCCACUGUGUCAAUCCAUCUCAUUGGGAGUCUUCCUGUUUUUCACUGUCUGUCUACUUUACCAAGCAUGAUGUCCUUCUCCAGAGACUAGUCCUGCCUGAUAAUAUGUCCAAAGUACAUGAGACUAAAUCUCACCAUCAUUGCUCCUGAGGAGAAUUUUUCCCAGACACAUUUGUUCAUUCUUCUGGUAGUUCAUGGUAUCGUCCAUAUUCUGUAUUCUUCACCAACACCAUAAUUCAAAGGAAUCAAUUCUUCUUCCAUCUUCUUUAUUCAUUAUCCAGCUUUUGCAUGCAUGUGAGGCAAUUGAAAAUGCCAUAGCUUGGGUCAGGUGCCCCUUAGUCCUUAAAGUGACAUCUUUGCUUUUUUAACACUUUAAAGAGGUCGUUUGUAGCAGAUUUGCCCAAUGCAAUAUGUUGUUUGAUUUCUUGACUGCUGCUUCCAUGGGUGUUGAUAGUGGGUCCAAAUAAAAUAAAAUCCUUGAUAACUUCAAUUUUUUCUCCGUGUAUUGUGAUGUUGGUUAUUGGUCCAGUUGUGAGGAUUUUUGUUUUCUUUAUGUUGGGGUGUAAUCCAUACUAUGUAUUUUGCUUAUUUUUCUUGUUUAUUGCCUGUCUCCACCUGUAGAAGAUAAAGCUCCAUGAAGGCAAGAUUUUUGUGUGACUUGUUCACUAUGGUAUCUCCUUGCCAGAACACUCCCUGGCACAGGGCAGGCAUUUAGUUGAAUGUUUGUGAGAUGAAUGUUGAUUGGACGGGAUGUGAGUGUGAGGGAAAGAGAGAAGUCAAAGACCAAGAUUUUGGCCUGAACAAACUUGCCUGAAAGAGGAAAGGCUGAGGGAGGGGCAACUAGCCUCCAUCUAGUUGUAACCUAAGCCAGAGACCUGGGAACCUUCUUGUUGGAUUCUUCCUCACCUCACACAUUUCAGUGGUCAUUUUGUAUUAUUGGAUCUUCCUAUCUUUGUAAUGUCUCUCAAUUCCAGCCUCUCCUUACUCAAUACCUUAAAUUGCUCCUUCACUGUCCAUUUUCUGGACCACUCAUCUUUCUUUACUUCAGCCUCCUACCUCUUCUACCAGACCAUCUUUCUAAAACAUAUCUCUGAAUAGCCAUUUUCCUGAAUGAAAGCCUUCAAGACGGCUCCUCAUUGUGUCAUUUCGUGAAUGUAUCGCAGGCUUUCACACCUCUAUACCUUGGGUUCUGCUAUUCUUUCUGGCAGUGAUGCCCUUCCCUACCUUUUCCACCUACCUCCAGAUUCCUGCACAUCCCCAGACCAGCUCAGAUCUCCCCUCUGUGAAGAGCCUUCACUGACACCUUCCUGGCCUGCACUGCUGACUUUAGCAUUCUGCAGCCCUCCACUCUAGAUACCCUCGCUGAUGCCACCCAGCAGCUGUGAGCCGCCAGAGCUCCCAGACCAGCCACCCAGUGCCUUGCGUGAUGUCUGGCCCCACAACGCUCAGGACUGUUGGUCGCUCUGUAAGGUGUCAGCGUAUCUGUGAGGCUCCUGGAGCUGAGGGACAGGGCAAGAUAUUAGAGGGUACAGCUGGGUCCAUGGCAAAACUGUGCCUUUCUGAAUUAAUGGCAGAGAUUCCUGCUUUCUUUGUGGGGUCACUUCCCAAGGCAUAUAAUAACCACCAUUUAUUAUUUAUUAGCCACUUACCAUAAGUCAAGCGUAGUUAAGAUUUGACACAUAUUAUUUCACUUAAUCUUGCAGCAACUGUUGUCUCAUAGAUACUAUUACUGUCCCCAUUUUACAGAUGAAGCUCAGUUUUGUAUCUGAGAUUUAAAGGGCCUAAGCAGCUUGUCCGUGGUCACACAGCUAGUACACCCUGGAGUCGGGAUUCAAAUCCAGACUCGUCUGAUGCCAGAGCCAGGAUUAUUCAUUCACUACUACAGUCCUGGCUCUUUGAAACUGGGGGCUCUCAGCGAGCCUCCUACAGGAACUAUACGUUUGGAGAAUGAAGCUAAAUCUCUCAGUAACAGAAGUACCGUGCUCAGCUUUCCCCUGUCUUCAGGAAGUACCUCUUAUUCCUUCUUUCAGUUAGCUUUCAGUUAGCUUCUUGGGCUAGUUGCAGCCUGGGCACAGUGUUCAGGUCCCACCCAGAAAUGGGCGGCACAAAUGCUUUGCACUCAAUUACCAACCUAAAGGUUGGCAGUUCAAAGUCACCCAGUGGCACCAUGGAAAAAAGGCCUGGUGAUCUGCUUUUGUAAAUAUCACACCCAAGAAAACCCAACGGAGCAGUUCUAAUCUGUAAUGCGUGGGUUUGCAGUGAGUCGAAAUCGCCUUGAUGGCACUGGGUCUGGUUUGACACAGUCUUUGCCUUUGACGUGAUAUUUUUCUUCUCCGUCCCUUUAUUUACUUACAUGGGCAGCCCCCGGAUUACAAACGAGAUCCGUUCCUAAGUGUGUCUGUAAGUCGAAUUUAUAGGUAAGUCAGAUCAGGUGCGUACAGUUCUCUCUUGGCCUUUAGUGCAGGAACAGGCUCGAAUCCUUUUCAGCGUUUUAAAAUCUGCGUGUGCAGCGAGCGAAGGUGACUUUGAUGCGUUUGUUGUGAGCAGGGGUUGAUUCAGUCAUUUCAAAGUGAGGGCGAAUUUACACAACAUUAAAGGGCAAGUGGCAGUUGUCCUUUACUUUGGACGUGCAUAGCCUGGGACCUCCUGUGCCCUGUCACACAGACCUUCCUAAGGCCCAGCCCCCACGUUUAGUAUCCGUAUUUAUGCUGUGAGGCUGCUCUUUCCUUCUAGUCCUUUUUCUGCUCAGACUGUGUUGUUACUAUUUUAUGAUGGGGAUUUUCUAACUCCAAAGUAGAGAGACUGGUAUGAACCCCUAUGUCCUUACCGCUCAGUAUGAACGUUUAAUCGGUUUUCUCUUUUUUCUGACACUGUUUUGUUUUUUUUCUUGGAGAAUUUCAAGGCACAUCCCAGACAUUGAGUCAUUUCACCUGUAAAUACUUCAGCUCUGUAUACCUUUGCCAAGCUGGUGAGCACUGACUUCUAAACAUGUCUUACCCAUUUCAUCAUUCAUUCAGCAAGUGUGUGGUGAGAGUGCCUUGUGCCCAGUGCUGCGGAGACUGUGAUGAGCCACACCGACAUGCUGGCUGCCCUUGACAGCUCCAGCCUCAGCGAGGCCAAGAGGCGACCCCAUAAAUGCAUAGGUACAAGCUGCCAUUUAUUGUCCAUCCUGCCCUGGGACUGCCUCAGGGCGGCAAGCAAAGGAUAUUGAGCAGGGGCUGUCAUUUUUUUAUUAUUACAUGCCUGUAUUUUUAUUGACGUCAUUAACGUAGUUUGAGUCAAACUGUUCUAAAAGACUUUUUGCAAAGAAAAAACAAGACAAAAAACAGGUCCUUGAUCUUCUCCUCCAUUCCAGGCUCCCCAGGGACAAUCCCUUUCUUUCACUUUUUGGUAUCUCUUUCUGUAUUUUCAAAUAGCAUGCUGGUUUUGCUUUUCUUGUUAUUGACUGCCUUCACACUUGGGAGAUGAGGGUCUGCCUGUUUCAGCCGCCUCCCACUCCCCACCACUCUCUGCCCCCUGAACUUCCUCUCUCUCUUUUCCUGUCUUCUUUUCGGAAUAACUAAGUCAACACUGCGAUUAGGCCAGUAUUCAAUGUAUGCCCUAUUUUCAGUACUCAAAUGCAAUUGAUAGCUGAGCCAUGUAAUAUACCAUGGUUCCUUUUCCUUUCCUGUACAACUCUGUCUUGCCUGGAGUUAAUCCUUUUUUUACUUCGGUUUGUUUUAAUGGACUGUGUGUCCUAUGGUUUACCAGUUGCCAUCGGGUCAGCUCCGACUCACAACACCCCAUGUGUGUCAGAAUGGAAUUAGGUGCCAUAGGAUUUUCAGUGGCUGACUUUUCAGAAGUAGAUUGCCAGGCCUUUCUUCCAGAGUACCUCUGGGUGGACUCUAAGCUUUAAAUGUUUUGGUUAACAGCCUAACGCGUUAACUGUUUGCAUCACCCAGGGACUCCUGUUCUGUGAUGCAUAUCACUAAUUUCUUUUUGAAUUCUUCCCCAGUUAUGUAAUUCUCAAGUGUGCCAAAUUCAACGGGGUGGUCACCAACUUUAUAUUUUUCAAGAAAUGCCUCCUGGAGCCCUCUGACCUGCUCCAGGCUGUUCUGGUUGAUCUUCAGGAUGACAGUAAAGCUGUCAUUUUGGAAUCUUCCUUCCCAUCAUCCAGAAAUCAAGUCUCUCCUACUGUUAACCCCUCCAACUCUGAACACCCUUCCAGUGCCUGCCCUCUCCGUCUACUUGCUUCUGCAGCCACCUCUCAAAAGAGUUGUCUAUUCUGUCUCAGCCUCAUGUGGAUGGGAACUGAAACAUGAGAGGCAAUUCUCUGUCUAGGAACGGGCUAGGGCCCCAGAGAAUUGAUUGAAGUCCAUAGAGAGGCAGAAGACUUAAUUAAUCAUGCCUUGCUUCCUGGAGAAGAUGGAGUUUUCUGAUCUUAUUAAAUAGCAUUUACUACUUUUUCCUGAUUAUAUACUACCUGCUCGUUGUUAAAAAUUUGAAAAAUGAUGAAAAGUAUCAAGAACACACAUCUCUUUGUGGAGAUUCAACUAUUAGCAUUUUUUGCACAUGUAAUAUAAAAGGAGCCCUGGUGGUGAAAUGGUUAAGUACUCGGCUGCCAACCUAAAGGUUGGUGGUUGGAACCUGUCAGUGGCUACGUGGGAGAAAAGACCCAGUGAUCUGCUCCUGUAAAGAUUACAGCCUUGGCAAACCUAUGGGGCAGUUCUACUCUGUCCUAUAGAGUCACUGUGAGUUGGAAUCAACUUGACAGUACACGACAACACAACAUGUAAUAUAUAUAUUUUUAAAAUCAAAAUUGGAGUAUAUUAUACAUAAGAAAUCCCAAAUGAGAAAAGGCUCUUUAACAGGAAGAGAGAAGUUAGAUCCCCUGGCGGUACAACUCCAGGGGGCACUGUUCACACUGUGUUCUACAGCAUAGCCCAGUAGUCCUGGGUGAAGGAUAAGACCCUCCAGGUGCAGUUUGAGACACUAAUAGCGUGCGUAUUGUCAUAUUUUUAAACUCCACCCCCACCUGCCCUGUUAUGGAUUGAAUUGUGUCCCCCCAAAAUAUAUGUCAACUUGGUUAGGCCAUAAUUCCCGGUAUUGUGUGAUUGUCAUCUGAUGUGAUUUUUCUAUGUGCUGUAAAUCCUUCCUCUAUGAGGUUAAUGAGGUGAGAUUAGCGGCAGUUAUGUUAAUGAGGCAGGACUCAAUCUACAAGACUAGGUUGAGUCUUAAAUGAGUCUCUUUGGAGACACAAAAGAGGGAAGCAAGCAGAGAGACGGUACCUCAUAUCACCCAGAAAGCAGUGCCAGGAGCAGAGCUUUUUCUUUGGACCUGGGGUCCCUGUGGUGAGAAGCUCCUUGACCAGGGAAGAUUGAUGACAAGGACCUUCCCCCAGAGCUGACAAAGACAGCCUUCCCCUGGAGCUGGUACCUCUAGUCUCCUAGACUGUGAGAGAAUAAACUUCUCUUUGUUAAAGCCAACCACUUGUGGUAUUUCUCUUAUACCAGCACUAGAUAACUAAGACAGGUCCCAACAUGCAAUACUGACUUCUCAAAGCUAAAGAAAACUGGAUUCUCCAUUGCAUUGUUAUGAAAGCAACUGCUUUGGUUAAAGCUAACAUGGUUUUUAACAACAUGACUAGUUUCCAAGUUCAUUAUCCAUUAAAAAAAAAACCACCUUAGCUGCACCAUUUCCAAACAACAGUGUGAGAAAAAAUAAACUUAAGAAAGUCACCAAAGAAGCUGGAGCAAAGGCUCUCCAAAUGAUUAUGAAUUGAAACCUUACAGCAAAAAAAAAAAAACCCAGACACAGAAAUAGGCAAUUUAUAGUUUUGUUUUAUGCAGCA